Pistacia vera is the source of this 1620-nucleotide messenger RNA. RefSeq names its product exocyst complex component EXO70E2-like. Lineage: Eukaryota; Viridiplantae; Streptophyta; Magnoliopsida; Sapindales; Anacardiaceae. Gene Ontology annotation, molecular function: phosphatidylinositol-4,5-bisphosphate binding. The record is from RefSeq and is a predicted model, not a curated record. Gene Ontology annotation, biological process: exocytosis. Gene Ontology annotation, cellular component: exocyst.
AUGAAUGAUUUAUCAUCCCCAUAUGUCUUACACCCAUCUGACAAUCCGGGAAUCGUGCUAGUUUCAUGUCUUCUCAAAGAAAAUAACUAUCCAACAUGGCGAAGAGCCAUGUCCAAUGCAUUACUUGCCAAGAACAAGUUUGGCUUUGUUGAUGGAACUUUGCUACGACCAGAACCAGAUUCAGCAGAUCUUGCAAUAUGGAUCAAAAACAACUCCAUGAUUAUCUCAUGGAUAUUUAAUUCUCUUGACUCAUCUCUUCAUGACAGUGUUGUUUUUUUUGAUACAGCUAGGGAGAUAUGGGUCAAUCUUGAAGAACGUUUGUCACAAGGAAAUGCACCAAGAGUGCAUCAACUAAGAACUGAGAUAGUGAAUACGCAGCAGAAGGAUAUGUCAAUUGCUGCAUAUUACACAAAGCUUAAGGGACUUUGGGAUGAGUACAACGCUUAUUCUCAAAUUCCGCCUUGCACUUGCGGUUCGGCCAAAGCAAUUGCUGUUGAGAAAGAAAAAGAAAAGANCCUUCUUGACAUGUAUGAGGUACUAGCAGAUCUUCUUCCAGAUAUACAUGGAAUGUACUUUGAUGAAGUUGGUUCUUCUGUUAGAAUCGAGUAUCAUGAGGUUUUGAGGAGAUUGGGUGAUUCGGUGAGAUCAACAUUUCUGGAAUUUGAGAAUGCCAUUUCUUCAUGCAAAUCAACUAGCCCAUUGGCAGGGGGAGGAAUUCACCGUCUGACCAAAUAUGUGAUGAAUUACAUCAAAUCUGACUACAGUAAGACCCUGAAUUUGCUUUUGAAGAACAAUAUUAAAGAGGAUUGUAGUUCGCAAUCAUCUAACAUGAGUACAGAUAUGGAAGAGGAGGACACAAGUGAAGGUUCGUCAUGCAAUUCUUCACCAAUGGCUCUCCGAUACCGAUUAGUUGCCUCAAUUCUAGAAUCCAAACUUCAUGAUAAAUCAAGGAUGUACAAGGAUAUUUCAUUGCAGCACUUCUUUUUGAUGAAUAAUAUACAUUACAUGGCUCAAAAGGUUAAGAAUUCAGAACUUAGGCCCAUUUUUGGUGAUAGCUGGAUUCGAAAGCACAACUGGAAAUUUCAACAGCAUGCAAUGGGCUAUGAAAGAGCUACUUGGAGCUCAAUCCUCGCUUUAUUGAAGGAGGAGGGGAAUUCUAGUUCAGGAGGUGUUUCGACAACCCAACUCAAGGAGCGGUUCAGGAACUUCUAUCUUGCAUUUGAAGAGGUCUACAAAACCCAAACAACAUGGCUCAUCCCAAACGCUCAGCUUCGAGAAGAUUUACGAAUUUCAACAUCUCAAAGUGUGAUCCAAGCUUACCGCACUUUUGAGAGUAGACAUAAGAAUCGGAUAAGUGACAAACACAUUAAAUACAGUGCUGAUGAUCUACAGAAUUACUUGUUAGAUCUCUUUGAGGGAUCCUCAAAAUCCUUGCAUAAUCCAUUCCGGAGGUGAUGGUAGCAAAAUAACUAGAUCAAUCUUUGUGAUUUUUUUUUCCUAAGAACUUAUGGAGGAAUAACUUCUUGUAAUUUGAUAGACUGGUGGUUCUUGUGCAAUUUCUUCACCCUACUCCUUUUCUCAGUUCCAGAUUAUUUAAUCUUAUAUGACUGAAAUUUUUCA